AUGGAACUGAAACUUAGAAUGUCAUGGCCAGAUUUCUGUCAGAACCAGGACAAGAUCCGAGAAGAGCUUGCAUCACUGCUGCAGGCAGGAGCCGGGCAUUUGGCCGUCUCAUCCGACCAGAUUCAGCUGAUGCCCACGGAGCCAGAAGACUGCCCUAAAGUGCCCCGGCCAGGAAGCCCCGAGAUAUUGGUUCACAUGUAUCUGGUCAACAAGACUGGACAGUCGGACCCACGACUGACCCUCGAUUGUGCUCACAUCCUGCAGACUCAGUUGUCUACUGGCAAAGAUACCGCCAUCAGAACUCAGCUGAUGGCAGUUCGUGUCGUCAAGGACAAUCGGCUUGAGCCUACUACAGACAGCAGUUUGAGCCCUGUCCACCCAGACCAGGAGGUUGUCAACUCAUUCUCUGACCCAGGAGUGACCAUAGCUAUUGUGCUGGCUACAGUAGGAGCCUGUUAUUGUCUGGGAGUCGUUGUUCUACAGAUUGUCCUCCGGUAUCGCAACAAGGACAUCAUCAUCCCUCACUUCAAACACAGCUUCAGCAUCAACAGUUCAGACUCUAUCCAGCUGACCUCGGUCAACAAGUCCAGACCCAGUAGUGGCUUCUAUAACCCUGGCUUGGAUCUCAGCGAUCAGCUGGAUCCCUCGAACCCGCUCAACGUGAUCCAGCUCUCCAGGAUGUGUCUGGAUGAAAAUAAGAUCCACGAGGAGUAUCAGGGAAUCCCCCAACAGAUGGCGCGCUUGUCUGUGGUUCCUGCUGGCGACGAGGACAAAAAUAGAUAUGCAAAUGUCCUGCCUUUGGCUCACAGCCGAGUGAGACUUCUCCCGGACGGACCAGAUCCAAGCUCCAGUUACAUCAACGCCAACUACGUCACGGGUCCGAACAACAAAAGCCGCUACUACAUCGCCACCCAAGGGCCGACAGAGAAGACCACAGCAGACUUCUGGACCAUGGUCUGGCAACAGGACUGUAAGGUCAUUGUCAUGCUGACCCAGCUGGAAGAGGACGGACAGGUCA
Molecule: messenger RNA, 1018 nt
Organism: Candidula unifasciata
Lineage: Eukaryota; Metazoa; Mollusca; Gastropoda; Stylommatophora; Geomitridae
Source: the annotation of a GenBank genome assembly